AUGUCGAGCAGAAGAUCAAGAUCUAGGCAGUCAGCAUCUACUAUGAUCACUGAUGAACAGAUCACCGAUCUUGUUUCUAAACUGCACCAAUUUCUUCCUGAAAUCCGCAAUCGGUGCUCCGACAAGGUAUCAGCAGCGAGGGUGUUACAAGACACAUGCAGCUACAUUAGAAGCUUGCACAGGGAGGUUGAAGACUUAAGUGAGCGUCUCUCGGAGUUGCUGGAUAACACAGACUCCACCCAAGCUUCCAUUAUCAGGAGUCUACUAAUGCCAUAGAUCAUCACCCUUUAUAUUUUACGUUUUUAUUUCUUUUUUAAC
Molecule: messenger RNA, 318 nt
Organism: Helianthus annuus (common sunflower)
Lineage: Eukaryota; Viridiplantae; Streptophyta; Magnoliopsida; Asterales; Asteraceae
Product: transcription factor PRE4
Exons: 2
Coding region: 1-276 (91 amino acids)
Biological process (GO): regulation of growth; regulation of DNA-templated transcription
Molecular function (GO): protein dimerization activity
Source: RefSeq, a predicted model, not a curated record